CCAAUCGCCUUUACUUUUGUUCAGACGUGGCCCGGUACUGGGUCACAUCCGGUUGUAUAUAUGUUGCCACGAGUUAGCGGCGAAUUUGGAGUGUCCAUUUUGAAGCUCAGAUCCGGCGUCUCCCUCUUCUUUCCCCCCCAAUCUAAAACUUGUGAACAACCCCCCCCUCCAGAAUGUGUGACACUGACAAUCUACUGAUGGAGACAUCGGAUCAGAACGGCAACGAGGGUGAGGAUGACCAGAACGGAGCAGGAACGGAGCUGAUGGCCGAGGAUGAGAGCGCCUCUGAUGGAGGAAAGAUCGAUGCCAGCAAAGGAGAGGAGGAUGCUGGUAAAAUGUUUGUGGGCGGCCUGAGCUGGGAGACGAACAAAAAAGACCUCAAGGACUAUUUCAGCAAGUUUGGUGAGGUGUCGGACUGCACCAUCAAAAUCGACUCAGCCAGCGGACGCUCUCGAGGCUUUGGCUUCGUUCUCUUCAAAGACGCAGCCAGCGUGGACAAGGUACUGGAGCAGGAACAGCACAGGCUGGAUGGCCGGCAGAUCGACCCUAAGAGGGCUUUAGCGAUGAAAAAGGAUCCUGUCAAGAAGAUCUUUGUCGGCGGCUUGAACCCCGAGGCUGCUGAGGAGAGCAUCAGGGAAUACUUCGGCAACUUUGGAGAGAUCGAAACGAUUGAGCUUCCUCUCGACCCCAAGUCAAAGAAGAGGAGGGGCUUCAUCUUCAUCACAUACAAAGAUGAGGCCAGUGUGAAGAAGUGCUUGGAGAAGAAGUACCACAACAUUGAGGGCGGAAGGUGUGAGCUGAAGAUCGCCCAACCUAAGGAGGUGUACCAGCAGCAGCAACAGCAGCAGCAGUAUGGAGGACGUGGUGGCGGUGGCUACAGCGGACGAGGAGGUAGAGGACGUGGAGGUCAGAGCCAGGGCUGGAACCAGGGCUAUGGAAGCUACUACAACCAAAGCUAUGGUAACCAAGGCUAUGGCUAUGGAGGAUACAGUGGCUACAGCAGCUAUGACUACCCUUCUGGUUACUAUGGAUACGGCCCUGGUUAUGACUACAGUCAGGGCAGUGUCAACUAUGGUAAGGCUCCAAGAAGGGGCCACCAGAGCACCUACAAGCCAUACUGAUGGUGUGACCAUGUGAGGAUCCAGUGAAACAGGCGGCCUGAUGGACAUCCUGGCCCCUAACACGACCUCUUUUAUGACAGAAGACCAUUUGUACAGAAAACAUCUGAAAUGUAACUUUUUUUUUUUCCCUUCCAUGUUUUAUUUGUUUUGCUUUCAUUUAUAGUUUCCCCCCCUUUUUUGUUUGUUUUUUCUUUCCCCUCCAACAUUUCCAUUGAAAGGAAGUGUAAUUUUACUGUACUUUUUGGUACCUGUUUUGAUUCUAAUGUUAUUGUAAGGGUAUUUUACAUGUCGGCUGCCUUUUACAGGUUGGAAAUGUUGGUGUUUAAGGAGCUUUUUUGACAAAUAAAAAAAAAACUUUUCAGUAAA
Molecule: messenger RNA, 1487 nt
Organism: Doryrhamphus excisus (bluestripe pipefish)
Lineage: Eukaryota; Metazoa; Chordata; Actinopteri; Syngnathiformes; Syngnathidae
Product: heterogeneous nuclear ribonucleoprotein A/B-like
Biological process (GO): regulation of gene expression
Cellular component (GO): chromatin; nucleoplasm
Molecular function (GO): RNA binding
Source: RefSeq, a predicted model, not a curated record